Molecule: messenger RNA, 2850 nt
Organism: Drosophila persimilis
Lineage: Eukaryota; Metazoa; Arthropoda; Insecta; Diptera; Drosophilidae
Gene: tey
Product: protein Teyrha-meyrha
Exons: 8
Coding region: 171-2654 (827 amino acids)
Biological process (GO): protein ubiquitination
Molecular function (GO): ubiquitin protein ligase activity
Source: RefSeq, a predicted model, not a curated record
AAACAAUUUUUUUUUUCUAAAUUUUGCAUGUGCCAAUAAAGAAGAGAAAGUGAAAGUAUUUUUAUUUGUGUGCCAAAUUAGUUGAAAUCAAAAGUUAACAGCAAGAAGCGACAACAAAAUAAGAGAAAAACAAAACCAAAACAAAAACAAAAACAAAAAACAAUUGGCAGAUGGAAAGCAACGCAUUUGGCAGCAGCCAUUUGCCAUCUCAAGCGCUUGUUGUUCUAUCAGAGGCCGCUUCCGGUUUGCAUGAGGCUCUACGUGGACAACGUCCGUUUCCAUCGCGAUUACCUGACGCCAAAGAUCUACACAACAUGUCACUAGUCGGCAACUACUUCCAUCCGCACCUGCUGCAGACCCUCAACCAUGGAAUGCUGGUGGCCAACGGGGCCGCCGCGGCCGCGGCAGCCGCCGGCGGGGGUCCCGCGAGCUACUUCGCCAGCGACAGAUCGCCGCUGGGCAAGCCGUCGGUGCUGUCGAACUUCUCGCUGCCGUCGGCCUUCUCGCCCCCGAAAUACAUUGGCAUAUCGUUGGAUCAGAAUCUGUUCAAUGGCAGCGAAUCAUUUCGCACGGAUUCGGCCAGUCCCACAUGCACAUCCCAUGAAUCCAUGGAGGGAUCACAGGAUUACGAUGCCGUUGAAAAGGGUGAAAGUCCGCGCAGUAAUAAUUCUCAGGAUCCCAGGGAUUUGAGACAUCUGCAUAAUGUGGGGAAGGGAGGAGGACACCCGGCAAUGGCCACCUCCUCGGCCUCGGCCUCGGCAUCGGCAUCGGCAUCCAGCUCAUCCUCGUCCUCAUCCUGCUCGACCAGCAAUUCGGCCAUCAGCACGCCCACCAGCAGUGUGGCCGUCUCGAUGGCCACACAUCUGGCCGCCUCGCCCCAUCUGCAUCACACGCACUCGCUUUCGCACUCGCAUCCGCACCAGCACCAGCACCAGCAUCAGCACUCGCACUCGCAUCCCCAUCACGGCCACCAUGUGGGGGCGCCGCCGGGAUCGGUGGCAACGACACACCACCACAUGGCCCAUCCGCAUCCGUUGUCCCACCACCAUGCGGCCCAUCAUGCGGCGCUGGCCAGCCUGAGCAUGGCCGGUCUGCGGGCGGUGCCGGGCGGCCUGAGUCUGGUCAGCGGACUGCAGGCGGCGGCGGCCGGCGGGGCCAUACCCGACAUGUGUCCGGUGUGCGGCCUCAAGCUGAGCCCGGAGGAGUGGCACACGCACUUCCUCACGGAGCUGGACCGGCUCUACAAGCUGAGUGCGGGCUUCGAGCGGGCCAAUCUGCAGGCGACCUAUAUGUUUGCCCCUCCCUGUCCGGCCCAAGAGAACGCCAUACGCACCAGUCACAACCGCUGGGAGACAUUCCAGCGGAUACGUAACAAUCGCCAGAACCGCCUGAGACUCAAAGUGCGCAAGCGCAAGUACGGCGAGAUGUACAUGAUGGAGAGUCUCUACUGUAGCAGCUGUCCGAUCUGCAAGCGAAAGUAUGCCCUGGAAACGGGCAAGAUGCCCGAGGACGAUGCCAAGUCGCAGGAGGAGAUCGAAACGGUGGAUGUGGAGAGCUGCACCGAUGACGUGCCCGACUCGGGCUCGGAGCUAGCUGGCCCCGGGUCGGCCCUGGCCUCGGCUGGCGUCCCCACCAGCAUGCACAACAGCAAUGCCCAGCCGGGCAAGCUGGACGGGAUUCUGUACCGCACCGCCUGCGUCAUGAACCAGAAGGACGUGCACGCCGACGAGCAGGAUGUGAGCACCAAUGUGACAACAGCCAGCAGCAGCAGCAGCAGUUGGCCGACGGGCGAGCCGCCUCAGGCACAUAUCAGUGUGAAAAACGUCAGCGAGCUGUCAUCCACCACACAUCACCACUACUACAAUGCCGACUCCUGCGGCGUGGGCGUCAAUGACAACAACAGCAGCAGCGGCGGUGGCGGUGGCGGCAGCAACAACAACAACAACAACAACAAGGAGCUAAUGAUGGACACGGCCUCGUGCCAGAACGAUAGCGAUGAGGAUGUGAUUGUGGAUGAUGAUGACAACAACACCGCCAUGAAGAUGACGAACGCGAAAAUGAAUUACAACAAAAUGCAGCAGCAGCGACGGCAGGAGGAGCAGAAUGUGGGGAGCAGCAGAUCUCUGGAGAACAUCUCGCCCAUCGAAGAGCGUCCCCGGUCGGAGCCGCAGGUUACCAGCACCGAUCCCGGACCCAUGGAUAUUUCCCACAACAACAACAACAACAACAACAGCAGCAAUAGCAACAACAACAACAACAACAAUCCAAACUCAAAAUAUGUGGAGAGCAUGGAGAACAGCCUGUCGCAGCUGUCAUCGAUGGGAGUGCCGGGAUUAACGCAAUUGGACACAAAGACAGGCAUAAAGGAUCUCAAUACGGAUGCGUUCCUGCGCGGUCGCAACUUCUAUUUUCAUCAAAGCUGUGCCAAUGUCAUGAGCAGCUAUCGCUUGAACAAGGAGCUGCUCAGCCAGGCCCAGAACCAGCAGCAGCAGCAACAGCAACAGCAACAGCAGCAACAACAACAGCAACAGCAGCAACAACAGAGAAGUGCUGCUGGCUCUGGAGGACAUGGAGGAGAGGCGGCGGCAGCAACGCCCCGCAGCUUGUCCCCGGCCCAGUCGCCGCAGCAGAGCGUGGGCCAGGCCAUGGAGUAGCGGAGGAGGUGUCAAAGGUCGAAUUGAUAAUUGCAAUCAAAGCGUGAAUUUAUUAAAAUUAAUUAAUAAAUAAAAUAUGUAUUGUGCGAGUAUUUGUGGUAGCUAAUGGGAACGUAGCAACAAAAUCGAGCAAAUGGGUGUUUAAUUGGCCAUUCCAUCCCAUCCUCCUGUGUUCGGGCCUGCUCUUUCCCUUCCC